AGCCAGUCAGUUGGGUGGAAGGUGCUUACGGAAAAUCAUCCCCGAGAUCGUACCGGAGUUAGUCCGAGCCGAGCUUUCGUACGAGGUAUUGUGGAACCGCGUUUUCGUGUUCGCGACCUUUUUUCUGUCCCUCCCCUAUCCGAAUUCGGGGGACCUGGCAUCAGGAAUUGGAUUAUCCUUCGACGUUCGAUCGGAGAAAUCCUAGAAACGCAUCUAGGAAUUGUUCCCACAAUUGAUACAUCCGUAGAACGAAAACCUUUCAGGAUUAUCUCACUUUCUACUGGAUUCUGUGUCAAAAGGGGAGCAGCAAAGUAGCAAAAAUAAAACAAGAAACAGCUGAAUCGGUGUGGGGCCAAAAAACACAACACUUCGGCAUCCGUUUCGGUCCAGCAGAAGAGAAAAAAACCGGAGCCAUCCCCGGCUGUGUGUUUUUCCCUGGGUGUGUGAGAGUGCGAGCGUGAAUAGUGCGAAAAUCGAUUUGGCCACAGCAGUUUUUGGCAGCAGAUUCCGGAACACGGAUUUCCUGAACCGGUGCCACCGGAAACAGCGAGUGAGGAAGGAUUGCGGCAACCUCUUCUCUCGGUCCAAAACUCGCAAAACAGCGGGGUGCUAAUGUGAAUUAAUUAUGUGAAAAGUUUCGCUGCUUCUCAAAAAAAGAAAAUUUCGUUGCAAAAAUAUUUGGAUCUAGGGAAAAUUAGUGGGUGAGUGGGAUCGUCCCAUAAAAAAUUGUUAUUGUUUUUCGGGUGCGACCCAAGUUUAAUCGUCACGAAGAAGAGGAAGCUGUCAAAAUCAGCAGGAUAUCACGGAACUAAGCCUUCACGGUUGUUUUUAUUCCUGGAAGAAGAGAUUAACCAUCGUCUAAAAGUUUGCGUGACUAGAGUCAAGCAUAAGCUAAAUGAGUGUUUAACCUAACCUGUAUCCUACAUAUUUACAGAAAGUGUAUAACACUAACGCAAACGGGAAGCUUGGAAUUAGUUCAUACCUUCUAUCCUGGGGCAAUGUUUAUAGUGAUUUCAUGGUGAAUUAACUCCGUUGAAGCUACGAUGGGUUGUUGGCUUUCUUAAAACAUGAAAGAGGAUUCCUCCCUCUGCUCCUGGAGCCAUAAUGAGUGAAUGUGUUUCGCGGUAAGAAGCACGGUUGAAUGCACCUGCUUUCUCGGGGCAAAUGUGUUGCCCGUUUUAGUAACGAUAAAUCGCGAUAAUCGCCCUGAGGCGUACAAGGGCAGAUACAUGCCUGCAAACAAAGUACAUCGAAAUAGAAGCAAUUAUUCAGAGGAAUUCACACGGUGCGAUCUUUCUAAGUGAAGAACAUCUUAAAGACUCAAUUUGGAUACGUUGGUUGAUUUAUUACGCUUGGAACAUCUUGGAAGCAAAAAAGUGAAAGCUCCAAGCCAUUGCUGCCAGACUACCAAGGGAUAGUAGUCCUAGUAAUAAAACAUAUGCGACCGACACCGAGUUUGUUUCAUCAACAAGAACGUACACACAGUCACAUAGAUUCAGGCGCUGGCUCGUACUUUCUAAAUGUCCGCCUUCAUGCAUCCCAGACCAGAAUGAAUAAUUUCAGCUGAGGUCAGCAAAAUUGAGCAGCGGCGGCGUUGAAAAACAACGAAGGAAGAAAAAAAUUGGUGGAAAACUAGUGGAUUUUGUUUUUCGUUUUUUCCAGAACCUGCUCCAGACUGCAGUCAGUGGAGUGUACGACAAAAUCUGCAAGGAAUCAGCUGCCGCAAAAGCUAGCUCUAACUUGCUAUAAGCCAGUUUGAGUUUUCCCAUCGUGGUCGGGAGAAAAUUUUUUGGAGUGAAAGAAGCAAAAAAAGAGCGUCGCGAAAUCGAGUUAAAGUUUUUUCACACUGUGGUUGGGAAGUGAAAUUUUUCUGAGUGAACGAAAAAAAGUGGUGCAGAAAGCUCACAGGGAGUGUCGAGCCAAGUAAAGAGCACCACGAAAAAAAAAAGGUGAGCGCUCAUGUUCGUGUCAUAAAUUGAUGCUGUUUAGUGCUGUGGAAUUUUCAAUUUUUACGACCGUGUGCCGCAAUUUUGCUCUUGCUCUUGCACUCAUCCAAUUUUCGGGGCAACUUGUCACCUUGGGGUAUGUUUUUCUCGCUUUCGGUCAAGUGAAAAAUAAAAAAAAUGGUGGCUGAAUAUUGAAUGUUGGAAGUCGGAUGAGAAAAUCUUCGAUUUUUCGCUGAAAAUCGAGUCUUGGAAGGGCAAAUUUCCCUGGCUGUAUUCUGGUGAUUGUGGAUGUUUCCUGCUACAGUUUCCUGAUUCGAAGGGAAAGCGAAAACUUUAUGUGAAUAUAGUUAACGGAAAGGUUAAAUAUUGAUUCAACCGAAAAACGGAACCAUCAGCUGCCUGCCAAACUGGAAGCAAACUUUGCGUCUCCGACACAUUUUCGACAAUACUCCGUUUGCUCGAAACGGCGCGCCGGGAAAAAGGAACACACAAAGUAAAAGGUGAAUUACUCAACUAUGGUUACCGGAAGUAUGAAUAAAUGAAGGUGCAACUUCCGUUCGGCAGCAGCAGUUUACGACACUAUCCAGUGUGUGUAACUAGAAUCAAACUGCUCUGUUGUUGAGAUACCCGACGACGCCAUUAUCCGAGUCCAGUGAUGGAAAACCCAACCGCUGAACGAAAGUAAAUCCCCCCUUCCCCCAGGGUGGAAAGUUGCGAGUGGAAAUAUAUGGUAAUAAAACCGUGCUGCGGUACGGCUUGGAAAGUGCAUUCCCCACACGAAGAACCCGCAGCAGCAGAUAUUAAAAAGUUAGAUUUCCCCCCAUCACAGGAUUUGAACAAUGGAAAACUUGAUGGCAAUUGAUUUAAAUGGUGUAAUGAAAAUUAGCUGAAUGGCGAACAACCGAGUCCAGAGCUGCUGUUGGCCGGCACAGUAAAACUCCUGUCCCGGCUCCAGAGAGUUUGUUUCAGUGGGGGGAAAACUUUUGCCGGCCAUCGUUCAUUUCUCGGGUGUCUCCUUGUGGGGAUCUAUCUGCUGGCUCUCUGAACAUCCUGAAAUGCGAUGGCGUAAUGAUAACGUCAGUUGUCCGUUUCGGAAGGUAGUCGGAAUCUCUGGAAUGGGACUGCUCUAAUACCCUUGGUGCAGGAAACGGUGUUCUGUGUCCGUGUGAGUGUGCGCGGCAGCUGUCCGAACUAAUUUUUCCCACCGUUUUUCCGGUCGGUGAAGCGUUUGAAAUUUUUCCUUUCCCCGCAGGGAGGAAGGGAGCAACGAAAAGUGGCUCCAGAGACAGGGACAGGGUAAAUUGGAAAGUUUUGUUCGUCCCACUCGAUUAACCACCGCAUCAGUCGCGCGCUGUUCCUCAUUCCAACUUAAAAACCCAAGGGCAUUCCUGGAGGCUUCCUUAGUGGGAAGGAGACGAACAAAAAAAAUCUACCAACCAAGAAUGACAACGGCCAUAGUGAAAUAAUGUGAUAAUAUAACUGUGCUACUGCCGGUGGGAGUGUUUUUGCUAUUUACAACAACUACUGCUGGUCCCACAACUGGAUUCAAUCCUUCAGAGAAAGAGAGCGAGAAAAAAAGUUACUUCUCAAAACUAGCAGAAAACAACUGUGAAAAAUCCUGAAUUGACAAGUGCUGUUGUUGUGGGUUCGUAAAACGACAAUCCGGGACCGAGUGAAAUUCGAAAACAAGUAAAAAUAGUUUUGCUUCCGGCGACUUGAGCUACUGUCCCAGUGAAUGUGAAGAAAAAUGAAUCUAGAUUUACUCACCCACAAGCUGGCAGGGGGCGCAGCGAAUUGAAGAAAAGUGUCAAUUUUUUCCUCAAAAGUUACGCGGGAAAAAAGAGUUUUGUGGGAGAAAUUUUGUCAAGACAACUGGACCCGACGAUCGACUAUGCCUACCUACCUAAUGAUGGAGCUUAAACUGAUCAUCCUCUGCCUGCCUUCGAUACUGCUGGCCACCACACUAGAAACAGAUAACAAAUCGAUACUGACAGUCAAGCACCGGAAGCUGUGGCUGGAAACAGGCCAACUAGUGGGUGGCAGCUUAGCAGGAGGAGGACGAGGGAAUGUUGCCUCCCUGGUGCCGGCAUCGAGUGGAGGUGUAGGUGGAGGAGGCGGAGUCGUGGGAGGAAGUACAGGGUCUUCGGCCGGGAUUGUGGGCGUCAAUGGUGGAGGCCCAAGUGGCAGCGAUAUCAACAGUUUGAGCAUAAGCAGUAUAAGCGCCGGCAUCGGAAGCCCGCGGAUAGACAAUCAUCUCGAUAGCAGCGAUUCGGCGCUUCUAGACGACGGCGAGGUGAUGGCGCACAAUACGACCGUCCAGCUCGGAGGCGUUGCGUUCCUGGUCUGCAAAGUGGCCGGCGCCGACAGAGUGGGUGUACAUUGGAACCAGAUCUCCUGGAUCCGGCGCCGGGAUUGGCACAUCCUGUCCUCCGGGGCCCAGAUGUACACCAACGACGAGCGAUUUGCGAUUCUGCACACGCCCGGUUCCAACACCUGGACCCUGCAGAUCAAGUUCGUCCAGCGGAGGGAUCACGGUACCUACGAAUGUCAGGUUUCAACGCCAACCGGUGUGAUUUCACAUUUCGUGAACCUGCAAGUGGUCGUUCCGGAAGCGUUCAUACUCGGUUCCGGGGAGCUGCACGUGGAUAUGGGAUCAACAAUCAAUUUAGUUUGCAUAAUUGAGAAGAGUCCCCAACCGCCACAGUACGUGUACUGGCAGCGGAACGAUCGGAUGAUUAACUACGACGACUCGCGGAGGGACAUCUCGAUAGAAACGGUCCCGGGCCCUCGGACGCAAAGCCGGCUCAUCAUCCGGGAGCCGCAGAUCAACGAUUCCGGCAACUACACCUGCUCGGCCAGCAACACCGAGCCCGCCAGCAUAUACGUGUUCGUGUCUAAAGGUGACAACACCGCAGCAAUAUCGCGGCGGAAAACGAGCGGUGCCGGCGCCACAAUUGCCGUCACGACGCACCUCUCCUCGCUGCUUCUAGAUUGCCUGUGCGUCAUCCCCGGACUGAUAGCAUCCCUUCUCCUGACGGCCCGCUAUCAAUGGGUUUGAAGAACCCCUCGGCCUCCAUGAACCAAUAGAUUCCACUGAAAGAAAGAAAAUGAAUGAGUCAGUUGAGGGAAGGAAUAAAUACAAAUGUGUUGUGCUGUACAGCUGUUCAGACCCAUUGAGGGAUCUCUGAAGAAUCUGAAGUAGUUUUCGCGUAGCUAGUACCUAAGCAUCACUCGAUCGAGUUUUGACUCGAUCACAUCAACAGGGUUAGGAAUGAGGUUAAGUCCAAGCGAAUCUGAUCUGGAAGUUCCCUCGAGUUUUGUAAAAUAGUUACCAUGGAAGUUGGAUCAGAGCUUUGGAAGGAAGCUAAAAGAAAAUAGAAAAAGCAAAAUAGACAAUUGACGGAAAAUGGUUUUCUAUGUAAUAUAGCAUCGGAAUUUGUCUCCCAAAGGAGAUUCUCACAGACACACUCACACACAUUAGUAUUAAAUAUAAUAAAAGUAAUAAUUAAAAAUAAAAGAAGAAAAUCUUAAACACACGAACAAUUAAGGAACAAAUCGACAAAGAGACCUAACCGUUAGAUUAGAAUAAAACAAAACUAACAAAUGUAAUGAUUAUUAAAAGUCACAGAGUGAAAAUGGCAAAAACUUCACAAAAAGUCGGGUUGAGCCCCUGAAAAAAUUGCCCCGUUGAAAGAAAUGAAAAUUAAAAUUGGCUUAAAAUCAACCAUAUUUAAGUAAAAGUAUUUUUUUUUUGUCUUCAAUUUAAUUUACAAUAUUUUCAAACUUCAAAAAUUUCUUAGUCGAAGGUUAAAUAAUAAACUUUUGUCAUGAAAAAUAUUCUGGAUUAUUGCUCUUCAUUUUUUUUCCUCAAUUUGAUACAAAAAUUCAGAUGUUGAUUGAAGAGGAUUCUACAUAGUUUUGAAAUUCCUUUUUUAAUAAAAAAAAACUCUCAAUAAAAAUCGAGCAUUUCUGGAGAAGAAAAAGUGUACAGCAUUGAAAACAGAAAAUAUGUAAAUAGUUUUAUAAACUUAAAGUCAUCGAAAUCGAUCAUAAAAUAUCAACAUCAGAAUCGACCGAAUUUUUCCUGACCAAAAAUGUCCUCACUAUAAGAAAUUAAAAAAAACUCAAAAAGAAUUAAUUGUUAUGCAGAGUACUUCCAUCAUCAGAUACAUUUCCAUCAAAUCACAAAAUGUUAGCGAAUUAUCAUUCAGGAAGUUGAAUUUAUUUUAAGAAGGCGUCCCUACUCAAAAUUUUACUCAAAAAUAAACCCGGAAUUGUUGUCAGAGGAAUCCAUGUAAAAAGUAACAAGUUCAAAGAAAAAAAUACGUUUGAGUUACCUUCUGAACCAAAUAAAAAAAAGAAAAACAGGAAUUCAAACGAUCCCAAAAUUUGUUGGUAUCCCCGAAGGUAUUGUUAAUAUUAAAGCAACUAAUGGUAACACAACUUGAACAGAAUUGUGAAAUAACUUCUAUUCGAACAACUGUUUGAGGCUGUAUAAUAUAGUAAAAAUUUCACAAUAUUAGUGUAAAUCGUAAUUUGAGAAAAACAAACCAAGAAACUAGAUUAACGAAGAGAACUAAGCAAAAAAUGAUUGCACAUUCAAAUGCAAAACUUGUCUGAGAUGAGCAUUCGAAGGUUGGUUGAAGUUAAAAAAAAAAGUAAUAGUGAAAAGGUUAUGAAAGCAAAAUCAACCCAACAGUACCAGUCAAUAGAAAAUGUGGUUUAACGAUGAUUGAGUUUAGAUUAAAGAAUAUAAAAACUAACGAAAAAAAAUCAAUGAAGAUUUAAAAUAAAGUCUAGUUAAAAUAUAUAAAAACCGAAAAUCGAUUGGAAUGGAACUUAGCGAAUGCGCAUAUAUGGACCUAUUGACCUGAAAGGAUUGAGUGCGAGCAAAAAAGAGGUAGAGAAAGGUAUUUACUGUUUCCGUUUUCUGUUAAAAACAAAUUAAGAAAUCCAAUCUGUGCCAUUUGGCAUACACAAUAGUAAAAUUGAAACACGAGCUGGAAUUGUAAGGGAGAAAGAAUAAAACUUAGGCAAGCAUCUGAAUUUAGAUUGAUCGAUUAGAAUGGAAUUGAAGAGAAAAAAAAUGGUAGCUUUGGAAGCUGAACGAAAUUGUGAACACUCACAAAUCCAAACAAAACCACACACACCCAAAAACACAAACACACACAAUCUAAUGGUAGUUGACGAUGCGAACCUCCCUAAAUUUCCCAAAGAAUGCAGAGAGUAAGCACGGAAGCAAGUGUAAGAGGUCACAAGAAAUGAGAAAAUAGAACAAAAAAAAUGAAAAAAAAACUUCAAGUCACACAACAAAACAGAGAGCAUCUAGACACUGAUUAAGAAUUAAGAAACAGAGAGAUGAAAAAAAAGAUAAAUAAAUUAC
This is a messenger RNA of Uranotaenia lowii, 7329 nucleotides long. It is a transcript of the gene dpr12, whose product is annotated as hemicentin-2. Gene Ontology annotation, biological process: synapse organization. The transcript is spliced from 10 exons. Gene Ontology annotation, cellular component: neuron projection membrane. Bases 3838 to 5004 code for a protein of 388 amino acids. The record is from RefSeq and is a predicted model, not a curated record. NCBI's taxonomy places the organism in Eukaryota, Metazoa, Arthropoda, Insecta, Diptera, Culicidae.